Molecule: messenger RNA, 2863 nt
Organism: Octodon degus (degu)
Lineage: Eukaryota; Metazoa; Chordata; Mammalia; Rodentia; Octodontidae
Gene: Sdccag8
Product: serologically defined colon cancer antigen 8
Exons: 19
Coding region: 113-2293 (726 amino acids)
Biological process (GO): centrosome cycle; establishment of cell polarity; neuron migration
Cellular component (GO): centrosome; centriole
Source: RefSeq, a predicted model, not a curated record
GACAGCAACGGCAGGAAGCGGCAGGCGUCCCCUCAGUGCUAGGCCUGUCCUAGGGGAGACUGCCCUGGACAGAUCCCCACGUGGCUCCCAUCUCUGGGCCUAGAGUCUGUGCAUGGCGAAGUCCCCAGGGAACUCUACCCUGGAGGAGAUUCUGGGGCAAUAUCAACGGAGUCUCCGGGAGCGUGCCAAUAGAAGCAUUCACCAAUUAAAAUGUGCCCUGAAAGAAGGUGAUGACACUGUUGAAGAAGAAGCCCUGGAUCCUUCCUUUAGCAUCAAUGUAGGACGUGAAGACAGUGAGACAGCCUGGCAGGAACUGCAACAUAGCCAUGCCGUUAAUCAGCUCAAAGCUUUGUUGCAUCAACAAGCAAAUAAGGAAAAUGAGAUAUCUCCAUCAAGAAGACGAAAAAUGUCCCCUUCGAGGUCAUCAGAACGUGAGGAAAUCGAUAUGCCUACUGUGCACAACCUUGUUCCUAUUAUUAAUGACCAGUCUCAAUAUAUUCAUCAUUUAGAGGCAGAAGUCAAGUUCUGCAAGGAGGAGCUAUCUGGAAUGAAAAAUAGGGUACAAGUAGUUGUACUCGAAAAUGAAAGACUCCAGCAAGAGCUGAAAUCUCAGAGACAGGAGGAGACAAUGAGAGAACAAACACUUCUGGAUGCAUCUGGAACCGUGCAAAAUUCUUGGGUUACAGCAAAUGAAGAUUUAAGGGUAGAAGGUGCCAAGAGACCAUUUUCCCAGGGUGAUGGAGAUAUUCACAAAGCUUCCAGUGAGGGUGACAGAUGGAAGCUAGAGCUGGAGAAGCUAAAAUUUAUGUAUGAGGCAAAAAGUGAAAUUCUGGAAUCUCAACUGACAUAUCUGAGGAAAGACUUAGCUGAAUAUCGGAAAAAUUGUGACGAUCUUAAACAGCGACUAAAGCAUAAAGAGUCUCUUCUUGCUACUAAUGUUUCCAACCGCGUUAGUGGUCUUUGUUUGAAGUGUGCUCAGCAAGAAGCUGUUCUUUCUCAGACCCAUAAUAAUGUACACAUCCAGACCAUCGAAAGACUGACUAGGGAAAGAGACGACUUAAUGUCUGCCCUCGUUUCUGUACGGAGCAGCUUGGCAGAUGUGCAGCAAAGAGAAACAAGUGCUUAUGAGCAGGUGAAAGCAGCUGUACAUAUGACUGAGGAAGCCAAUUUUGCAAAGACAGAGGCUUUAACCCAUUGUGAGCAGCUGAAAAGUGAACUGGAGAAGCAGACAGAGCGACUUAAAAAGGAACUUGCAUCUCAGCAAGAGCAGAGGGCCCUGGACAGAGAGGCGCUAAAAAAGGAAACAGCAAAAGAAAGGGAAGACAUGGAAUCUAAGGUGUUGAUGCUAUGUCAAAAUAUUGCCCAACUGGAGACCCAGGUGGAAAAAGUUACCAAGGAGAAAAUUUCUGCUAUUAAUCAACUAGAGGAAGUUCAAAACCAGCUGGCUUCUCAGGAAGUGGAUGUCACAAAGGUGUGUGGAGAACUGCGCUUCCAGUUGAAUAAAGCCCAAGUGUCGAAAGAUGAGGCAGAAAAGGAGCACAGAGAGUACAGAGUAAAAACUGAAAGGAAUCUUGAAAUGAAAGACCAGGAAAUAGAGAAAUUGCGAGUAGAACUGAGUGAAAGCAAGCGGCAUGUGGAGCAGGAGCAGCAGAAGGCAGCCCGGGCCAGAGAGGAGUGCCUGAAACUAACAGAGCUGCUGGGCGAAUCCGAGCACCAACUGCACCUCUCCAGACUGGAAAAAGAUAGCAUUCAGCAGAGCCUUAGCAACGAAGCAAAGGCCCAAGCCCUUCAGGCCCAGCAAAGAGAGCAGGAGCUGACACAGAAGAUACAGCAAAUGGAGGCCCAGCAUGACAAAACUGAAAAUGAACAGUAUUCGUUGAUGACCUCCCAGAACACAUUUUUGAUAAAGUUAAAGGAAGAGUGCUGUUCACUAGUCAAGAAACUGGAGCAGAUCUCUAAAAAAAGCAGAUCUGAAAUAGCUCUGCUGAGUCAGGAAAAAAUGUAUACAGAUCAUAAACUGGAGAAGUUACAGAGGAGAAAUAAUGAAUUGGAGGAGCAGUGUGUCCAGCAUGGGAGAGUGCAUGAGACAAUGAAGGAGAGUGUUACAAAUGGAACCCUGGUCUUCGAGCAGGCUAGGCUCAGGCAGCUGGAUCAGCACAGCCAGGCCACAGCGCAGCAGCUGGUACAGUUGCUCAGCAGGCAGAACCAGCUUCUGCUAGAGAGACAGAGCCUAUCGGAGGAGGUGGACCGGCUGCGGGCCCAGUUACCCAGCAUGCCACAAUCUGAUUGCUGACCUGGAUGAAACAGUGAAAUAAAUGCUUUACAAAGAUAUUUACAUUCAUCUGAUUUGUACGUAAUAUGCCACAACAUACCACGACCUUCCCAGGGCGACGCCACCUCAGACUGCACGGGGCCGGUCCUCUCGCCAUGGUUCCUGUCCCUGCACUGCGGACGGCUAGAGCUGAAGUCUGACCCGGAUGAGGACAGCUGCUGGCGGAUGUUCUCAGAAAUGGCUUUAAGUCAGUUUUGAGAUACACUCAUCUCUAUGCUUGAUUAUACACAGGAAUUUUAAUAAAUGAACUUUUAAAGGACUUGAAUCAAAAUGUUUCCUUAUCUUGUAGUAGUGAUGAACAAAACACACCAAAAAGGCACAUAUUUUAAAUAGGCCAAAGUACGUAAUCGAGGACCAAACUUUCUUCCCGCCGUUCACUUUUCUUUCCCUGCUUGUGAUCUACCCAGCAUCCUUCGCUUUUGUCUUUAAUCAAACACGCACUACUUGUCAUCCUACACUGUGUGCAUACUCAGGAGACACCAGGAAGCACUGUUCUUUCCAUUCUGCGAACAACAACAACAAAAAAGACAA